AUUUAGACGAAAAGACCCUUGAUGAUUUAACCGAAAAGUUUGUGCGUCAUCUUCCUGAUAUUCUGGAAAAAUCUAAAUUGAGUUCGGUUGAAAAAUUACCUUAUAUGACUAUGAUGAGGGGAAAUGUUCUGGCCUCUUUGGACUUACAGGAACGAUUAGAAAUUUUAAUAAAUUUACCAGAUCGCCAAAAAAUUGAAAAAGAUAUUGAAGACAAAACUAGGGAAGAAAUUAAGAACCAACAAGAAGAAUAUUAUUUACGAGAAAAAUUAAAAACUAUUGAAAGAAAAUUAAGGAAGAAAGGAACUUAUGGCAGUAAUGAAAUGCGGAAAUAUUUGGAAAGGCUCGGAAAAGAACCUUAUCCUGACUACGUGAAAAAGACCAAGGAAAUUAAUGAUUUGGAGUUUGCUCGACGGAAACUGGAUGAGAAGCAUUAUGGAUUGUCAGAAAUAAAAGAAAAAAUUGUUGAAUAUUUAGCAGCUCAGCAAAAAGCUAAUAAAUCACUGGGACAAGUUGUUUGUUUAGUAGGUUCACCAGGAGUGGGAAAAACUUCCUUAUCUGCUUCUAUCGCCGAAGCAACAGGACGAAAGUUCGUUAGCAUUUCAGUAGGAGGAGUUCGGGAUGUGGCCGAAAUACAAGGUCACCGCCGCACUUACAUUGGCGCUAUGCCCGGAAGAAUUAUUCAAGCCAUGAAAAAAGCUCAAGUAAUUAACCCACUCUUUCUGAUAGAUGAAAUUGACAAAAUUUCUCACGAUUUUCGCGGCGACCCUGCCUAUGCUUUGCUAGAAGCCUUAGACCCGAACCAAAACAAGAAAUUUAUCGACAAUUACCUGGGAGAGGACCUUCCUUACAAUUUGUCAGAAGUAAUGUUUAUUUGUACCGCUAAUGAUGAACGAGAAUUGCCCUUGCCUCUGCUUGAUAGAAUGGAAGUGGUUCGUCUUUCCUCCUACACCGAAAUUGAAAAAUUUCGCAUUGCUAAAGAAUAUCUAAUUCCAGAAAGUUUAAAAAAACACAAUUUAAACUCCGGUGAGAUAGUUUUUGAAGAUCGAGCUAUUCAGGAUAUAAUAAAACAUUACACUCGUGAAGCUGGAGUACGAGAAUUAAGCCGAAAAAUCCAAAUAAUUAUUCGUAAGUUUAUAGUGCAACUUCUGCAAAAUCAAAAGGACAAGGUGGUUGUCACUUCUGCUACUUUAAUUGAUUAUUUGAAAAAGAAAGACUAUGAGUUUACUUCCAAGCAAAAAAGUUCACGAGUGGGAGUGGUUACUGGCUUGGCUUGGACUGGUUAUGGCGGAGAUAUUUUGCCAAUCGAAGUUGUUCAUUAUCCUCGUAAGGAGGGCGAUUUUGAAUUGACCGGAAACCUAGGAGAUAUUAUGAAAGAGUCAGCACGAGUAGCCCUUAAUUAUAUCAAGUCUAAUCACCAGAAAUUUGGUAUUAAUUUGGAAGUUUUUUCGCAAAACAGCAUUCAUAUCCAUGCUCCAGAAGGAGCAACGCCCAAGGAAGGACCGAGUGCCGGUAUUGCUUUAACCUCAGCAAUUAUUUCGGCUCUGACUAGUCGCAUUAUUCCUCGUGAUAUAGGAAUGACCGGCGAGAUUACUUUACACGGUCACGUUGAAGCAAUUGGUGGUUUAAAAGAAAAAGCGAUUGCAGCUUGCCGUAGUGAGCUAAAAACCAUUAUAGUUCCCAAAGCUAAUGAGAAAGAUAUUGAGGAUAUUCCGGAAGAAGUUCGACAAGAGUUGAAAAUUAUCUUAGUAGAAGAAUACGAGGAAGUUUGGGAAAUACUAUUUGGCAAAAAGCAACGAAAAACUACUUUGCCCCUUGCUGCCAAACAACCACGCAAAAAAGCCAAAGCAAAUAUUUCGAUUGAUUAA
Molecule: messenger RNA, 1865 nt
Organism: Ambispora gerdemannii
Lineage: Eukaryota; Fungi; Glomeromycota; Glomeromycetes; Archaeosporales; Ambisporaceae
Source: the annotation of a GenBank genome assembly